Molecule: messenger RNA, 399 nt
Organism: Paraglomus occultum
Lineage: Eukaryota; Fungi; Glomeromycota; Glomeromycetes; Paraglomerales; Paraglomeraceae
Source: the annotation of a GenBank genome assembly
AUGAUUUCUGUUCUUACGACUAUCGUGUAUAUCAUCUCUGUGGUAGAUGAAACAUAUAACAACAAAAACACUCAAAAAGGUGUAGCAAUUUCGAGAACUGAUACGGAAGACGGAUAUCAGAUUUACAAGUUUAUUGCUUAUACGGCUUCUGGAAAUGAUUUGAAUACAAACAAUACUUCAUGUGAAAUUACGCAACGACUACAACAAAACAAAAUUUAUCAAAUUUCAGGAAAAUUUAUGCCACUUAAAGGCAAUUCACUUAACGUAAUUAUUACAACAAGUAUACGGCUGGAGAUAGAUGAAGACAACGCACCCAUUUCAAAACCAAUCGCACAUUUAAUUGGCACCACUCUUAAUAAUGCCGAAAUUACCAACGCUGGUUAUGCUUUAUUGACACAA